Molecule: messenger RNA, 2013 nt
Organism: Stegodyphus dumicola
Lineage: Eukaryota; Metazoa; Arthropoda; Arachnida; Araneae; Eresidae
Source: RefSeq, a predicted model, not a curated record
CCAAAAACUAACUUGGAUUCCCCAUCUGACAGGAAUAAAGGAUAAAACACUCAAACUAAUUAAUAAUUUGAACAGAAUGGUUUCACACAGAUGGAAUCUCAAAGGGAACCUCCUUAAAUCGCUAUACAUAAGAGCAAUAGAAAGAAUGAUACUUUACGGGUGCCCAAUCUGGUAUACCGGCACCGAAAGGGUAAAGACCAAAUUAAAUCAGAUACAAAGGAUAGCCCUUUUAUGUAUCACAAAGGCUUAUACAACGUCCCCUACGGCAGGGCUUCAAAUACUCGCCGGAACAAUCCCAUUGGAUAUCAAAGCAGACAUGGAGGCGCAAUUUUAUAGGGCGGUCCACUUUAAAGAAAAUAUAAGUAUGGGAGACACAACAAUCUGGAAUAAUGAGAUAGAGGAUAGACUCCCUACAAUACAAUAUCAUCCAGCAGAAGCAAAAAGAAUUGAAUGGGGAAAGGACCCACCAAUGAAUAAAGACAUAGAAAUCUUUACAGACGGUUCUAAAAUGAACAACAAAGUGGGAGCAGCAUGGGUAGCCUUCCAAGACAGUCAGGAAAUACACAAUGAAAGGACACGUCUAAACAAUGACGCAACAGUCUUUCAAGCAGAAGUCCACGCCCUCAGAAGCGCGCUGCUCUGGGCCGGACAGAACGCAAGUUCCUCCAACAGGGUGGCAUUCUUCACGGAUAGCUUGAGCACAUUACAUAGCCUUAACAGCGGCAAAAUCUCAAAGAGAAGCAUACAAAGUUUAAGAGAAAUAAUUAAUACGCUCAUAUCAACGCACAAGUGUCCCUCAAUUGGGUCAAAGCCCACCAAGGGACGCUGGGUAAUGAAAGAGCGGAUAAAGAGGCUAAGAACGCGACGGACAAAGAAGUAAUAGACGUACACGUUCCUCUCUCAGAGGAAGUAGCUAAGAACAGACUACACAAAGAAGCUCUUAAACAAUGGCAGGAAAGGUGGGACGAGGGGACAACAGGUCGGAUGACAUAUAAAAUCUUCCCUAAAGUCUCAACAACUAGACUAAAGAGCAAUUAUUACGAAAACCAAGCACUGAGUAAUCACGGCAACUUCCCAUCUUAUAUAACAAGAUUCCACAAAAAGAAAGUAAGAUGCGCCUGCGGCACUAGCGGCAGCCUCGCGGACGCAGCUCAUUACAUAAAGACCUGCCCUUUAACAGCGCUAGACAGAAAACGUCUGUUCCCGCCCUCUCUCUCCUCAUUAGAGACGGAACACUUGGAAAAAUAUCCAAUAGGAAUUAAAGGGAUAAGAGAAAUCAUAAAGAAAGUCACCGAUCAAGACACGCAUCACCAUUUCAUAGAGUUUUUGUAGCAAUCGUUCGACUCCUGUUAAGUCCAAGGUUUACUCUAUGAUUAACGCUACAGGACAUCGAAGUCUAUGUUUUUCAACUUUUCUUCGACUCAUGUAUAUAUGUAAAUAAUGUAAAUAUUGUUCUGUUUUUCUCUGUAUAUAAUUUUAUAUUAUUAUAUAAAGUUAAUUAAAUUUAAGAGGAUCGUGAUUGAGAUCCCCAAAUAAAACAAUUUGUUGGCGAGACACAUCUCUCCCCAGCAAUAUAAUCCAGUCAGAUGAGAUCGUAGGGUGGUUAAAGCGGAUGGAAACUUAGCUUCAGGCUCUCCGCCCGCACUUAACCUAGCUAUUUGGCAUAAAACUACUUACGGCACCUAAGACCGGUGAAACAUCAUACAAAUGGUUAUCAUCUCCUCCCGCCAGAUACGGAGGAUGGAUAAGUGAUAGUGUCUACGUGGAUACCAUACCACUUACGAAUGCAACAACUCGGUCCUCUCACCUGCUCCUCCCACUGAGACAGGGAGGGAGUCAUAGGUUUCCCACAGUUGUAAUUCAAUUACAGGAGUGGAGAGUAAAAUUGAUUGAUUGAUUCCCCCUUUCAAAUCAACAAUCUCAUCAGUUUGAAUAGUCUCUCUCCUCUGCCAAUCGAUGAAUCUUCCAGGACCCAUCCUCUCCCCACCCCUGCCUUUUCUGCAAUUUUUUUCA